CGAAUCUCGGAAAGCCAUAUUUUGGAAAGGGGAAUAUCCAUUUCAGUUUUCUUUACAAGACGUCGGCGCAUUUUACCGUGUGUGAUAACAAUAUCACUCAUGUUUAUACUUCAUCGAACCCGAAUGGGAGAGAGGAUAGAGGAUCUGACCACAGCUCCUACCGAACACGAGGAGAUUCAUAUUGCUGUAACUCUCCACGGUGUGAAAGCAAUCUACAACUCUCAUUCAAUGUUGAAGAGUUUACUGUAUUUUCGUGGAACUCAUAAUGGUGGUACGUACAACUGCUUGCUUCCUAAAACGUCCGUAACGCAAUGCCCGAAGAUUAAUCGGGUGACGCCGGAUCCGUUGGUUGUACAUGUCAUUCUGAACGAGUCCACAAGGGUGGAGUAUGAAGAGCAUGUAAAAAGCUGGGCUGAUGAUCACGUGCAACUAAUUGAGUAUGAAGCGGAGGAGCACUUGAGAUUGUUGAAACUAAUACCGAACACCCAUCCAGUUGGCGUCUGGGGUCCUGACAUAACUGCUCGUGGUAUCAACGUUAUAGGAGUUGCGCUCAGCCCCCGGGCUCAAAGCGCUUUACUUGACUGCAUCCCAGUGCACUGUCGUCUUUGCGCUCUACAGUUGUCCGGUUCAAUUAAAAACAAUGUAGUUCGAUGUGGUAAAUGGCGUUUAUUUGUCGUAUCAAAAUACGCCCCGACAGACUGCAGUUCUGGUAUUGAGAUGGAUGAGCUUUUAUCAAUGUCUGGCGCGAUCAGAAAGAAGAGCGGUUAUAUCGAUCCCGGUGGAUGGUAUGAUUGCCCGAGUUGA
Messenger RNA from Opisthorchis viverrini, 804 nucleotides. RefSeq lists its product as hypothetical. The record is from RefSeq and is a predicted model, not a curated record. The transcript is spliced from 4 exons. The annotation marks the transcript as partial. Lineage: Eukaryota; Metazoa; Platyhelminthes; Trematoda; Opisthorchiida; Opisthorchiidae.